UUUAUUAUAUAAGUCAUUUUAUUAUCUUUCCAUUGUUAAAUUUAUUUAAAGGAGAAAUUUUUUAAUUAUUUCAAUUUUUGAGCGUUAGUACAACAACUUUAAAUACGAAGGAGAAACGCGCGCUUUUCAUAUUUUAUGUUGGUACGAGCCUAACAUGUAAUAGAUUCGAUCAGAACAGCUAGGUAGGCUUAGGCUUGAUAAUAACUAACUCAUUGCUUACCAGGAAAACUAUUUUAUUUGCUGCCAUCUAGCGAAGAAAUUUUAAUGAGUAUACGCACAGACACAAUUAAAUUUUGUAAGUAUGUGCAAAUCACGCUAACACCACUUUAGUCGGCUUUGUAACAAUUGCCUUUAGUAUUGUAGUUUUGCUACGAGCCUGUAAUAAAACAAAUUUAUAUGAAAUAUAUAAUUUGGAUGUAAAUAUACAUGUAAUAAAUAGUGAAAAUAUUUAUUUACAUUGUACAAAUUACAUUUACAAAAAGUUAUUUGUAAUGUUCUUAUUUAUAAAAUUAAUGAUAAAGUAGUCUUAAUGGAAUUGUAUCAUAAUUUUGAUCUUACGAUAUAUAUGCAAUAUAUUUGAUGCUACAAUAUAUAUUAGCAUAUUUUUAUUGUUGUAUUUCUUGAAAUGAUUUUUAAUAUAUAUUGUCGCAUACGUAAAUUUAAUGUGAAAUGAACUAUUGACGAAUCUUGGAAUCUUAAUAUAUUACAAGUAUGUUUUCGAUGGAUCAAUCUAAACCUCCAAACAAUCUUCCAAUCCAGGAAGAUAAUAAAAGGGUUUUUAUAAAUGAUCCAGACUGGGACACAAUAGCUGUAUAUUUAAUAGGAAAUCAACAAAGAUUUAGAGAGAAUAUUAUUAUACCAAGAAUGAUAGGACCUGUACAAAUUAAGACUAAUGAAGAAAAAAUGGUGGAAAGAGCAAUGGAAAGUUGUGCCUUUAAGAGUAUUAUGAGCUGUGUACUUGGAUAUGGAUUGGGAGCUGCAAUAGGUUUAUUUUCAUCAAGUGUAAAUCCAAAUAUCACAAGUGUAGAAAAACAGCAAACUGCACGCGAAAUAUUUAGGGAAAUGAAAGUGACGACACUCAGUUAUGCUAAAAAUUUUGCUGCUGUGGGUUGUGUAUUUUCAGCCGUUGAAUGUACUAUAGAAUCUUACAGAGGUAAAACCGAUUGGAAAAAUGGUACUUAUGCAGGUGGUGUGACAGGUGGCUUAAUAGGCCUAAGAGCUGGCAUAAAAGCAGGAUUGAUAGGUGCUGCAGGAUUUGCAGCAUUUUCAACAGCAAUAGAUUAUUACAUGCACAGAUCAUAAAUAACAUUCAAUAGAAUUACAAAUCAUGUAUUUCUAUAGAAAAGAUAUAAAAGCCUGCGUAUAUUGAGCAUAUUUAUAAUACAUACAAAAGCAUUAAACAUGUUUAUAUUGUAUAAAUAGAUAUAAAUGCUUAGAAAUAAGUACAAUGGUCAAGGUAUAAAAUAUGUGAGAAAUUGA
Vespa mandarinia (Asian giant hornet) is the source of this 1479-nucleotide messenger RNA. Its product is annotated as mitochondrial import inner membrane translocase subunit Tim22. Gene Ontology annotation, cellular component: TIM22 mitochondrial import inner membrane insertion complex. Gene Ontology annotation, biological process: protein insertion into mitochondrial inner membrane. NCBI's taxonomy places the organism in Eukaryota, Metazoa, Arthropoda, Insecta, Hymenoptera, Vespidae. Gene Ontology annotation, molecular function: transmembrane protein transporter activity. The record is from RefSeq and is a predicted model, not a curated record.